Molecule: messenger RNA, 2808 nt
Organism: Magnolia sinica
Lineage: Eukaryota; Viridiplantae; Streptophyta; Magnoliopsida; Magnoliales; Magnoliaceae
Product: multiple RNA-binding domain-containing protein 1
Exons: 15
Coding region: 154-2706 (850 amino acids)
Molecular function (GO): RNA binding
Source: RefSeq, a predicted model, not a curated record
GCGAUUCCUUCACAAACUCGGUGACUUUUCAAACCGGCGAAUGCCCUAAAACCUCACAGCUCUCUCUCUCUCUCCUCUCUUUUUGCCGCCAAUCUCAAAACCCUCACUCUCGCAUCAUUUCAGCAGAUUUCCAUAAACCAGAAUCGAGAACCAAUGUCUCGCAUCUGCGUCAAGAAUAUACCGAAAUACAUUGCCGAAGAUCGCCUCAGAGACUUCUUUUCUCAGAAAGGCGAAGUCACCGAUGCCAAAAUCAUGCGUACUGCUGAUGGUAAGAGUCGACAAUUUGCAUUCAUUGGUUUUCGUACCGAGGGAGAGGCUGAUGAGGCGAUCAAGUUCUUCAACAACUCGUACUUGGAUACCUCCCGAAUCAUGUGUGAGGUUGCUCGUAAAGUUGGGGAUCCAAACAUUCCACGUCCAUGGAGCCGCCAUUCUGUGAAGAAAGAGGACUCGUUGAUGGACAAUAACAGGAAAAGUGCGGGUGUUAAAGGUUUAAGUCUUCCAGAUUCUAAAAAAGCAAAUGACAAGUCAAAAAAUUCCAAACAAGGCCAUAAGAACGAUGAUCUUCAGCUUCAAGAAUUUCUUCAAGUUAUGCAGCCGCGAAGCAAGUCAAAGUUGUGGUCGAAUGAUACAGUACCUCCCCUUGUCCAAAAUGGUAAAAUUGAUGGGAAAGAAACUCAGGCACAGAAGCGAAAUAAAACACAGUCGUCUCACACAAUCAGUGAAAAGGAAAAUGAAGUGGACCCUGGAAGUUCAUCAACUCCUUUGCAAAACAGGUCACGUGAAGCUUCUUCAAUGAAGCUCUUGCAGGGUGCAACUCGUGAUAAGGUCAUCUCGGACAUGGAUUAUUUCAAGAGUAGAAUCACGAAGGAGUGGUCAGAUUCAGAAACAGAUGAUGGUGAUUCAUCCAAUGCAAGCCAAAGUGAUGAAGAGGGUAAUGAGGUUGAUGCAGAGGAAGCCCAUGCUGUGCAUACAGGUGAUCAGCAAGACAAAAUUGAAGGGGGGAGCCCUCCUGAAGAUCCUGACACUGAAACGAUUGACAGUGAAAAUCCAUCUCUGGCUUUAGAGUCUGGCCGUCUCUUUGUCAGAAAUCUUCCUUACACAGCAGAUGAGGAUGACUUGAUGGAGCUCUUUGACAAAUUUGGGGAUGUUGCCGAAGUCCAUGUUGUAGUUGAUAAAGAUACAAAACGAUCCAAAGGAAUUGGAUAUGUUCUUUACACACUUCCAGAAUCUGCAGUUAGGGCGCUAGAAGAAUUGGACAGUUCAAUUUUCCAAGGCAGAUUGUUACAUGUUAUGCCUGCAAAACAACAAAAGCCUUCCUCGGAUAAACUAGAGUCUAAUAUUGCUGCUGACGGAAUUGCAAAAAGUUUUAAGCAACAAAGGGAGGAACAGAAGAAGGCAUCUGAAGCUAGUGGCAAUACUCAAGCAUGGAACAGUUUAUUCAUGCGCUCUGACACUGUUGUUGAAAACAUUGCUCGAAAGUAUGGGGUUAGUAAAAGCGAUUUACUAGACCGAGAAGCGGAUGAUCUUGCUGUUCGUAUGGCUUUGGGUGAAACACAUGUGGUAGGGGAGACAAAGAAAGCUCUAGUAAAUGCUGGAGUCGACAUAGAUGCUUUAGAGGAAUUUGCUUCUGGUAAAACUGAGAAAGUUAAAAGGAGCAACCACGUGGUCUUGGUGAAGAACUUGCCUUAUGGUUCUUCUGAAGGAGAUCUUGCUAAGAUGUUUGGAAAAUUUGGAAGUUUGGACAAAAUUAUUCUCCCCCCGACGAAAACUUUGGCCUUGGUUAUUUUCCUUGAAGCAGCUGAAGCUCGUGCAGCUUUCAAGGGCUUAGCAUAUAAGCGUUACAAAGAUGGUCCAUUGUAUUUAGAAUGGGCUCCUAGCAAUAUUCUCAGUCCGAGUUCAAAAUCUGAGACUGGUGGACAGAAGGAUGUCAUUGGUGAAAAAGAUGUGAAGAGAGUAUUACUAGAGCAACAGGUUGAAGAAAUAUCAGAAGAGGAUACAGAUCCUGAUAGGGUUGAGUCACGAUCAGUAUUUGUUAAGAACCUCAAUUUCAAGACAACUGAAGAGGGUUUGAGAAAGCAUUUUAGUGAAAAUAUAAAGGAUGGAAAGAUCCAUAGUGUCAAGGUAAAGAAACACUUGAAAAAUGGGAAGAAUGUCUCCAUGGGUUUUGGCUUCAUAGAGUUUGAUUCUGUGGAGACAGCAGCAAAUGUAUGCAGGGAUCUACAGGGAACUAUUUUGGAAGGCCACGCUCUUAUUUUGCAACUAUGUCAUGCCAAAAAGGAUGGAGGGGUUUUGAAGAAAGUUGAUAAGGAUGGGAGUUCAACAAAAAUAAUUGUGAGAAAUGUUGCUUUUGAAGCAACACAGAAAGAUCUAAGGCAGCUUUUUAGUCCAUUUGGUCAGAUCAAGAGCUUAAGGCUGCCAAUGAAGUUUGGGGGACACAGAGGUUUUGCAUUUGUUGAGUAUGUUACGAAGCAGGAGGCGCAGAAUGCAAUGCGAGCUCUCUCCAGCACCCAUUUGUACGGUCGGCAUCUGGUCCUGGAGCGAGCAAAGGAGGGGGAGAGCUUGGAAGAAUUAAGGGCACGGACGGCGGCUCAGUUCACCGAUGAGCAGAAUGGAUAUCAGAACAUGUCGAAGCUGUCCAAGAAAAGGAAACACCUGUCUGUUGUUGAUGAAGGCAAUGUUAAGUUUGAAAGGAUUACAGGUUUUUAAUGCCUGUAACUAUAAUUUCUGCAUUUGUUUUGCAGAGGAUAAAUAUUCUUUUUUUCUUUUUGGUUUUUCUGUUGCUUGCCUCUAUGAAAUAUAAUUAUCUUA